AUGUCAUCUGACUCAAAUAAAAGUUAUCUUUUAUAUUUUUUAAAUAGCAACGACAUCAAGAUUUUAAAUUUAGAUAAUUUAUUAGAUAACCAAGCUAAUAAUAAAAAUAGACAAUUAGUAACUAUGAAUGAAAUUUUGGAGGAACAAUUGAGUUUCAAUAAGAGACAAUUUCAAAAAUAUACACAAUUUAUGAAAGAAUUAUUAGAAAUUGAAAAUAAAAAAGCACGUAUCAUGGAUAUAUUGUCAAGAUCUUUAAUAAAGAGUAUGGAAAAUACCAAUGAUCAAUUAAAUAAUAUUCGAAAUCAAAUUAACCAAACAAAACAAUAA
Molecule: messenger RNA, 327 nt
Organism: Dictyostelium discoideum AX4
Lineage: Eukaryota; Evosea; Eumycetozoa; Dictyosteliales; Dictyosteliaceae
Exons: 1
Coding region: 1-327 (108 amino acids)
Source: RefSeq, a predicted model, not a curated record